CGAGCCAAUGAGCGGCGCGACCGCUCCCCUCGCAGAGAGAGACCCUCUGGUCCAAGGAGGGCUGGGCGGCAGGACCGCAGCCCCCUCCCGCCCGGCGCGCUCAUUGGCGGCAGCGCAGUUUGGCUCUGGGAGCGGAGCCGCGAGGAAAGGAGCAAGGCAGGCAGACGGGCGGAGGAGGAGGAGGAGGAGGAGGAGGCACGCGUCUUCAACCAGAGAGCGUUCUCACAGAGUGGCAGCGUUCUGGGACUCUCCCUCCCCGCUUCCUCUUCGCAAGUUUGCCCGGAGAAAGUUGGCUCCCCGGUGCCACCCGUUCCAGCGUGUGAGCCUGACCGAGAGAGAGGAGAGAGAGGGAUCCCUGGCUUCUGGGCGUCCCUGGCUGCUUCCUGUCCGCGGCGGGGCAUGUGGAAAUGGCCGGUGACAGCAGCCCGGGGGUCUUUCGGUGCUUGCGACGCUUCGGGCUCUGGCUGCUGGCUGCGGCGGCGGUGGCGAUGGCUGGGCUCGGCGUCGGCGGCGGGGUCUCGGCGCUCAAGAACCCCAGCUGCCACGAAGUGAGGACGGCCUUUCAGAUCCGACAGAUCGGGCCCCUCAAGCUGGUUCCCGACGUGCCCACGGCCGCAGAUUCCAACUUGCAGAUCUGCCAACAGAGAGCACCAACCUGUUGCACUAAGAAGAUGGAGGAAAGCUAUCAAGCAGCUGUUCGAAGAGAGAGGAUGGAGAACAUUCAGACUCUAAAUUUUGAAUUAAAAUAUAUGAUUGUUGGUCACAUUACAGCUUUUCAAGCCGCCUUUGAGUCCUUGCUUCGUUUUGCAGAGAACCAUACAACUUCCCUGUUUGACACCGUCUACAGAUCCAUGUCGAAGGAAGCAGUAGAGCCUGUCAAGGAGCUCUUUACAGACAUCUCUCUCUAUCUCUUGGGUGCACAGACCAAAGUGGAAAGAGCCUUUUUCCGGUUCUUUGACAGCCUCUUCCCUUUGGUUUACAGCCGUCUAAUAAACCCAGGAAUCACAGAUUUAUCAGAAGAGUACACAGAAUGUCUGCGCCUAACGCGGCAAGAUGUAAAUCCAUUUGGACGCUAUUCUAAAGAAGUGGUUACAGAGUUAGCCAAGUCUCUCAGGGCAAACCGAGUAUUCAGUCAAGCCCUUGGGAUGGGCACUGAAGUCUUGAAUGCCACUGAGCAUGUGACUUUGACAAAGGAAUGUACCCGAGCGCUCGUGAAGAUGCAGUAUUGCCCUCAUUGCCAGGGCCUAACGUUAAUAAGGCCUUGCGAAGGGUAUUGUCUGAAUGUUAUGAGGGGCUGUUUUGCCAGUGUAUCUGAACUGGAUGUUCCAUGGAGGGAAUAUAUUUAUACUCUGGAAUAUCUCAGCAAUGAAAUGGCUGGAGCUCAUGAUCUGGAAUUGGCACUUUUGGGGAUCCGCUAUUCAAUCAAUGAGGCCAUCUUGCAUGCACAAUUGAAUGGACCACAGCUGUCUGCAACUGUAGAUAAAGUGUGUGGACAGCCUGAAGAAAAGAGUGUGAAACCUUUACCAGACAACAUAGUUCAAGCAAAGGAAAUAAUUGAAUCACCAUCUCUCACAAUGACACAUUCGGCUUCUCUGAGCAAUAAAAGGAGUUCUCUGCCUCUGAAAGCUUCAAAGAAUGACAAAUCCAGAAGUUUGAAAAAAAUGUCCCGGGAAUUCAUCACUUACAUGAAACGAUCCAGAACUCUUUAUGCCUCUUUAACAGAAAGGCUCUGCGAUGGGGAUCUUGUGAUGAAAGACAGUUCAACUUGCUGGAAUGGAGAGGAUGUAGUAGAAAGUUACACAAACCGAGUGGUGACCAAUGGAUUGAAGGCACAAAUCGAUAAUCCAGAACUGAAAGUCAAAGGGUUGGACCCACACAUCAGCAAUUUAAUUGAGAAGUUGCAACAUUUUAAUCAACUGGCGACUGAGAGGACACAUUUAAAAUCAGAAAGAUGGAGCACCAGGGAAGGUGGCAGUGGGAAAGGGAUGAAUGAAGGGAUGGAAUCAAGUGGAGACUGUGAUGAUGAAGAUGGAUGUCAAGGGUCAGGUGACAAAACCUACACAAAAGAUAUUCUCGGAGCUAAUCCAGGCGACAGGAAUGGAUCCAAAACAACUGUGAAAAAGAUGGAUGACACAGCCACAGUGAUUAUAAAGUCAUCUCCUAAACAUAAAGGGGACAGCGAUAAGAGCAGUCAAGUGUCAAGUUCCUUGCUCUUCGUGAUAACAGCCACAGCAGUUGUGUGGCAUUUUUUGUCAUAGCUGCGUUAUUCUGCAGUAACUGUGCAAUUUCUGUUCACUGUCAUUUAUACCCACAGCCUUAUUCAACUGAAAACCAAGUCAAAUGACUCUUUGAAUUGUGCACUCUAGUAUUAUGUGGUAUGUUAGUAUAAGAAGUGCUAAAUAUUAGUCUGAGACUGGUUAACAACAAGCAUCUAAAUAUCUACACAGCGUAUAGAGAUCGUUGCACUGAUAACAUCUCAUCUGCUCAACAUGUAAAGAGGAUGAAGACAAGAAACCUGAGUAGAUUAAGUUAUUGUGAUAGAUACCAUUAAGAAUGUUAAAGUUGUAAAUUAAUAUGUCACAAUUUCUCAUCUCUUUCUUCUUUCAUAGGAGUUCCAUUGAAUAAUCAGAUUUCAAGUACAGCUGAUUAAGUUUUAUCUGUAGGGAUCCGCCACUAUGUUCUGAGCAAAAAGGGCAGCAGUCACUAAUAGUUGGAUAAAACUCUGAAGUGGUUGAGAAAUUCAUAGCUUAUUUGAAUCUCUUAUUUUCAUUUUUAAUGUUUAGAAUGUAGAAAGCAAUAUACAAACCAUAUGCUGUGUUUAAUGUAUCAGUAUAGUUGCCUUAACUAUAUAGUGACAUGUAAAAAUACCUCUCGGGUUAUUUUGAAACAUCCAGAACAAUUUCCCUGUCUACGGUCUUCAUACUACAUGCUUAAGACUUGACUGUUUUGCAAAUAUCUGACAAAUGGAAAAGUGGAAGAUGGGACUAUAUUAGAGUUUUGAGAUAAAAGUAGUUGUUGAGCUGAAGUUUAAUGCCAAGAUCCAAUGGGGCAUGAUUGGAGUGAAAAAUCUUGCACACAUAGCUGAGCUGGAUUUAAUUAUUGUGGCUACAGUCAUGUGAGGAAGCUUCCAGUGCAAGUGUAUUGCAGAACAGCUGCACAAUAGAAAAAAACGCAGGAAAAUGUACUAGAACAAUAAAAAUCAUUGGCAGAGUGAAUGAUCUUAGAUUCAGAUCAUCAUGCAUGUACGGUGCAUCAGUAAAGAUGGCAAAAGCUCUAAUCCAGCACUCUUGAGCAACAGCUGCGGAGUUCAUUCCUAUUUGAAAGAAAGGAAAUGUGAGACACUUUUCAGUUCUUUAGUGCUCCUCACAAAUAACUGAACAACACUGUUCAAACUUAGAGUGCCUCACAAUGGGAAAAGUUCCACUCUUAAUCUUUUGCACAGAGGAGGCAGAAUCCAAUCUUGUUGCCAAAGGAAUGUGAGGUGCCUUUGCUGAACUGGAGCAAAAUACACACACAUAAAUAACCAUCACUCCUUUUACCCCACAAGGGACACUGAUGCACUGUAAAUCAACAAUGUCCAGUGUGACCCAUAGUUGCUGGGUAGUUAUGUUUUUUUGUUCUGUGUCAGGAAAAAAUAAACACAAACCAAGAAGGAUCCAUUCUGUUAUUUGCUGCUUUUUGUCUAAUACAGCUCUCCUGGCCUGGUACAUAGAAUUGUAUUGGCUGGGGUUGAUGAGAGGUGGAGUCAGUGCAGUUGGAAGGCACCAGCUUGAGAAAAGGCUACUUUAAUAUAUAUUUUCUCAGUCCCCCUCAUGUUUUUAGUUAUUAAGCAAAAUUAAUGUAUCUUACAGUGUGACAAGAUGUUACAAGAUCACCAUGAGAUAGGGUAGGACUAAUAUAUGGAUUUUUGAGAGCUGUUUUUACAAUGUUAUUAAAAAUAUAUACACCGCAGGCUGAGUAAACUGAGAGUUAUAACAAAGUGGACUAAAUCUAGCAUUAGCCCUACCUAGAAGUCAGUGGGAAUGACAUUAGUUGAAGCUGUCCAAUCCCAUUUAUUUAAUUGGAUCUGCUCUCGGUAGGAUUAAUGUUGAAUUUAUUUCAUGGAUUUAUAUUUGCUAACAAAGCCAAUAAUUCACAAAACUGAUUCAUUGUUUUCACAGUAAUGAAUAUUACAGUGUACAGUUUUAUAAGAUAUAAUGUAAAAUAUUUGUCUUGGAUGUGUGUGCGUGCGUGUGUGUGUGAAGGAGUAUAAGAGCAAUUAUUUCAGCAGUUUGAGUCACAUAAAUGUAAAUCCAUUGUAAUGUAUUAACUCUAGUACAUAAAUAUAUUUAGGAUAAAAAUGUGAUACAAUUAAACAACUUGUCCUUUCACGGUGUUUUGACACACACAACAUUUUUGACCUCCAUGCAGUAGCCAUUCACUUCAGUGUACCUUUUAUGCACACAUCCUUUCUAUGUAUGAUGCUCCAUUUAUCCUGACUAUAUAUGUCAACCUAUAACAAUCUGAUGCUGUCUUUCGUCUCCAGCUCCCAGCAUUUCUUACCAUUGGCAAUAUCGAUUAGAGUGGCUGAAGGGAGUUGAAGACCAAAACAUCUGCAGGUUACCAGAUUGCAGAAGGCUGAUAAAAGGGUUAUUAAUAGUUUUCUCUUUACAUGUCUUCAUUUUUUAACAUUUAAGUCAUGAGUCAGCCAAAUAUAAGCUCUUUUGUUCCACUGAUUGUUUAGAAGACUUGAGCAAUCCCAUUAAAACUAGGGAAAGCUAGAAAUGCUCAUCUUUGGAUUGAUUGUGUAAUAAAUUUGAACCCUUCAUGGAGCUGAAUGAAACUCUUGAAGCAGUACAUCUAAAAGACUAUGAAACCAGAAGACAAGUUGGGUAUUUUAAAAACCCUUACAGCCAUCUGGCCACUUUCUAUGUGAAAAUGACUCAUUUUGAGUACAUGGAGUUAACAAUAUUGGAUUUAUUCUUGUUCACCCAGUUGUAUGAGAGCUUUGUGAAAGGUCUUAUUCUCUAAUUCACAUCCAGACAUAUGUCCCAACAAAGAGAUACUUUACAAAAUACCAGUUGCAUUCACAGUUUAGCAACUACAAUUGAAGUGAGCAGGGAAAGAUAUUUUGUUGAGCUAUUAUCAUUGUUAUUAUCUAUUUUAUUUAUUACAUUUCUACCACACCUCCUAUCAUCAGUGAGCUCAAGGCAGUGUUCUUCUCUCCUCUUUAUCUGCUCAAUAUCCCAGUGAUGUAGGUCACUGACAGAGAAAUUGAGAGCAAGAGACCACAAAAGACUGGAUAUUAUUAUCAAAUGGGUUUUGUGGCUCAAUGACCCUUAUCUCUCAUGUCCCAGUCCAACACUCCCAGUUCAAGAAUUCUUGGGCUUUGGUCUUCCAUAUGAUGUAGACUUCAUCUCCCAGUUCCAGUCAAUAUAGCCAAUGCAAAUAAAUUCUGGAAACUGAAAUUCAAAACACCUAGAGGACUAAAAUUGAAAACCACUGCUUUAAUCACUAUUCCACACCACCCUUAAUUUAUAAUCAAUACUGCAUUAUUGAAUAUUUAUUAGGUACUGUAUCAGAUACUGUAUUGCAUCUAUACUGAUACAGUAUUAGAUAUGUAUCUGUUUUUUUGCAAGCGCUUUUCUUUUUAUGAACAAUAAUAAUUAAAAUUCUGUUUGUUAAAAUUGUUAUUGUUAUCCCCAAAGUCUUCCAACUAUUAGAGAUUCACACUGUAAAAAAAAACACAGCACUAUUUUCACUGCCUCUAUAAGACCACCCUUUGGAAAUGAAUUUGUAAUUGUUUAGCUUGUUCAAGAUUGCAUGUGUUAAAGGGAAGCAACAAGUGGCCUUCUAUGUAUCAUUGUGUGAUCCCUAAAAGACAAGUGAUGCAAAUAAACAGGGAUUUCCCUUUGUCAGAAAAGAUAAAACGAUGAGAGACAUACUUUAAUUCAGGUUGCUACACUACGACUAAUCAGAAUUCGCUGGCAGUUUAAUGAAAUACACAGAAAUGCUAUUACACUCUGUAAUAACCAAUUGUUUUAUUUCUUUGUAAAAUGCAUUAAAAUCAUCAUGCAGGUACAUAUUCUUGUAUUUUUAUCACAGCACUCCAGCUUUUUAACCAUUAACUAAUAAUUUGCAAUAGUGCCAUUUGCACUGAAAGCAACUCUGUCAACUGAAAACAAUCCUUUGUUGCCUGCUAAGCAAUUAACAUUUGCUCAAUUGGGCUGUUACAAGAGAAGGCGUAAUUUGUCCACCACGACCUUUCUGCACACUUAAUUAGUAAGAAUGUGGAAUGUUGCCUAAAGAACAAACAUUCAAUUUGGGGGUAAAGAAGAGAUUGAAUGUAUUGUUAAAUUUAUACAUUCUUUGCAAUUGUACAAAUGUUUUUCAGCAAGAUUUUUUUAAUGGUCUAUACAAAAUUGCUCUUGCCCAUCACUGAUCUGUGUUUCUGACUUUCAAAUGUACUGUAGGAAAAGCCACAUGGUUAGGAAUCCAGGAUUUUAUGUUGAGUUUGUAAAAACCAGGUCAUAGUACUUUAAAACUAUGUUGUGCUAAAAAUUGAAUAGCAGGGGUGUCCCCAUUCCAACCACACCCUGCAAGGAGAAUCCAAAAAUGCAAGCAGCUGAUUGGUCCAUGUCAGAAAACUAGUUUUAGCAGUUUUCAUUUAGGAGCACAUCUUUUAUGAAGCUUAAUCCUCCAUUCAAGAUCAAAAUCCCUUUCCCUCACUACCUUGCAUUGCAAUAGGCCUAGCUUUUGCUGAGGAAAACAGAUCCUUUACUACCUACAAGUGUCAAUUCACUUUUUAAAGAUGAGUGCAUUUAUGUGUUCAGUGUGGGCUUUACUCCUGGCUAUAUUUCUCAUAAUUGUAGACUUGUAAGGGAUACUAUGAUACUUAGUCAAAUAUCUGCUGAACACUGGAAUAAAAAUCAAAUUAACUGCCAUUGGCUGAUAGAACUAUAGAAACACUUUGAGUCGGGAUAGCACCUAUAAUUUGAUCAUAGAUGAUAGCCAUGCCUCUUCCUUUAAGAAAUAUUAGUCAAACUGAUACUCAACUGGAAAGUGAGAUGAGUUUUUUUCAUUUGUUCCUAUCCCUGAGAGAUAAAAGGAGAUACAAAUCAAUAAAAGCUCUGAGCUAUUAUGCUAGUUCCUUUGUUUUGACAUUGAGAAAAUACUAAUUAGAAGUAUGCUUGGGAAUGAAUCAGUUCUUGACGAAAGCUUGUUCAUUUCUGUUCCACUAAUCCUAGUCCUUUGUUUCCAUCACAAUCUAUAUGUGUAAAUUUUUGUCUCUAUCACAAUCUGUACCAUCAUGCUUAUCUAGAAUCUCUUGGAAGCCAUUUUCCAGUCUUUCUUCCCAAUUAUUUACAGAGUGCAUAACAGCUUAAUCAAGCCAGCCCUGAUGAAAAAAAAUAUAUAAUUUUCUGAAUUACAAUGGACGUUUGAAUAAAUAUAGACACUUUGAAAAUAA
This is a messenger RNA of Anolis carolinensis (green anole), 7447 nucleotides long. Its product is annotated as glypican-5. Gene Ontology annotation, cellular component: plasma membrane; extracellular region; cell surface. The coding region runs from base 408 to 2258 and encodes 616 amino acids. Gene Ontology annotation, biological process: cell migration; positive regulation of canonical Wnt signaling pathway; regulation of protein localization to membrane. The transcript is spliced from 9 exons. The record is from RefSeq and is a predicted model, not a curated record. Lineage: Eukaryota; Metazoa; Chordata; Lepidosauria; Squamata; Anolidae.